CUCUCGACAUCAGACGCCGUCUAUCUUUCUCUCUCUCUCUCGGCGAGAAACAUGCACGGAAGACCGAGGAAAUCUGCAACACCAGUAGACGAAAAUGCAUCAGCUCUCAAGGCUGCAAAGAUUCGAUCCCUUCAAACUCAGUUUCUCCAAAAUCAUCACAACAAUAUUUACACGAAAGAAGCCCUAGAACUCAAUGCUAAGCUUCUCGAGAUUAAUCCGGAGUUUAUGACCGCUUGGAAUUAUCGAAAACUGGCGUUUGAGCAUAAUAUUAGUAGUCAAUCAGAGGUCGAAAAGGCAGAUUCGGAUCACGUCAAAUCGAUUAUUGAUGAAGAACUGCGAGUUGUAGAGAAUGCCCUGAGGAAGAAUUUCAAGUCUUAUGGAGCUUGGGAUCACCGGAAAUGGGUGGUAAGCAAGGGGAAUUCUUCAACAGAGCGGGAACUAAAGCUUCUAAAUCUGUUCCAGAAGCAAGACACCCGCAAUUUUCAUGCAUGGAAUUACAGGAGAUUCAUAGCAGGGUUGAAGAACAUAUCAGAUGAAAAGGAGCUACAAUUUACAACAGAUAUGAUAAAUGAUAACUUCAGCAAUUAUUCUGCUUGGCAUAAUCGUAGUGUACUCUUAACUCAUCUGCUGGAGAAAAAGGUUGAAGGGUAUUUUCCAAAAGAGAUCUUUCUAACAGAAGAGUAUGAGUUUGUAAGAAAUGCUGUCUUUACCGAUCCAGAUGAUCAAAGUGGAUGGUUUUAUCAUCUAUGGCUUCUUGAUCAGACUGUUAAAGUUGACAUGCCUAUUAUGGUUUCUUCUUGGCCUCCUUGUGGUUCUGAUAUCAAUUUACCAAUAGCUAAUAAAGUGACAUUUCCCAUUGUUCUUUAUUUCAAUGAAACUGUUAAAGGCUUAAACUCACAUACAGUUACUGUUGAAACUGAGUCUGAUGUGUCUAAAGAUAUUACUUGGAGUCCACUUUCAACAAAUAAGUUUGGAUGUGGUCAAGCCUGGGUGAGACAUCUGAGUAUUCCCCAUGAAGAACUUAACUCAUCAAAGACUUAUGAAGUGAAAAUCAGGUCAGAAGAUUCUCAAGGGAUAACUUCUUUAUCUGGGGUUCCUUGUAGCCAGCCCUGGUCUUUUGCAUUUAGGGUUUCUGUAUGCCAUGAUCUGCAGCCUGAUGAAGGAAAGAGUUUUGGGAGGAUAACGUUCACAGAUGAAUCUUUUUGUACAAUUGACACAAGUUUGAAGAGUAUCCAAUUGUUUAAAUCAUAUUUUGAGGUGACAAAAAGUGAUGAUGAGCAUCCCACAUCUUCAAAAUGGAAGCUGGAGAUGAUAGCUAGUGAAAUAGCUCAAUACCAAGAAUUAUUGACUUGGGCAGAGUGUAAAAUUGGGAAGCUUACACUUGCGAGAUUAUUAAUGGCACAUGAUGCCAUGAUGUCAACUGGCACUUCAAUCACUCAUGCAGAGGAAGUUUUGGAACUAUAUUCUGAAUUAAUGAAAUUAGACCCUUCACAUUACCAAUAUUACAAGAAUGAACACAGCUUGGUUUUGUUAAAACAGAUGACUUCUUGCAUUGAAUCUUUACUGAAAUACUGCUGGCAAUAUAAAGAGUCAAAUUCUUUGAAUAUCACUGGUUCUAUAUGUUUAAGAUUGAAUUCUUUAUCAUUGUCACGAAUUGGGUCUUUUGAGAGGCUAUUGUGGGUGCAAAGUCUUGAUCUUAGCCACAACCAACUUCACUCUAUUGAAGGAUUGGAGGCUUUGCAGCUUCUCUCAUGCUUAAACCUUAGUCACAAUAAACUCGCGAGUUUCACAGCUUUAGAGCCUUUGAGAUUCUUGAAGUCACUUAAAGUCUUGAAUGUCUCCCACAAUGAGAUUGGUGCACACACUGUAGACACAAGACGAUAUUUAUGCUCAUCUCCCAUGUCACAUACACUUUCAUAUGAUCCAAAUUUUGAAGAAUUUGCUAAUGGUGAUGAUGCCAAAUUGGUCAACUUUUGGGAAGCAUAUUCGAUUUUUGGAGGCUUGAAUUUGAUGCAAUUAGAUAUAGUGGGGAAUGUGGUUGUUGAUGAAAGGUUUGUUUUGUUUUUGUUUAAAUUGUUGCCUCAACUUAAAUGGCUUGAUGGUGAAGAAUUACAUUAGUUAUAGUAAUUUGCUUACGUUUAUGUAUUCUAUGCAUAAUUUAUAUUGGAUUAAAUAUACAAGAAAUUGCAAC
Lactuca virosa is the source of this 2191-nucleotide messenger RNA. NCBI's taxonomy places the organism in Eukaryota, Viridiplantae, Streptophyta, Magnoliopsida, Asterales, Asteraceae. The record is from the annotation of a GenBank genome assembly.